AUGGCCUCGCCCGCCGGCGAGGUGAGGGGGGCGCGUCGUGCGGGGCCAACCCGCUCUCGCUCGGCCGCAUCGGCGGCUGGUGCGGCGGCCGGGGCCGGUGGGCCCGCGCGGGCGGUUUCGCGCCAAAGGCUUGCGGAGUCGCUGUGGUGGGCGGAUCGGUGCGGGCUGCCGCUGACUGUCACCGUCGGCAAUGAGCGCAGAGACGUGCUGGCGUCUCUCACGGAUCGUGUGCGAGACCGAGUGGAGGAGCUGCGCAUUGAAGUCAACACAGAAGCUGCGAGCGUGCAGGACCCCGCGUUGGCGUCCGACGGUCAGUGCGGCAACUUUCUCUGUGCGCUUUUGACGUUUCCACACGUGACAAAACUGUCAAUUGUGUGCAGUAAAACUGACGUUACUUCUCGUGAAACUCGUGACGUGAAUCACACCCUACGCGUUGCAGCAGAGAUGCCAAUUAGCGAGAUAUGCGUUCGUGGUUUUAUGGAGCUGACGGAUCUCUCUGUGCUGGCGGGAUCGCAGCACCUUCAACAUUUGACAGUCACCCAUUGUGGAAUACAGUCGGUUUCUGACUUGGUGAGCUGUCCUAUGCUCACAGAACUCGAUGUCUCCCACAAUCAACACCUCCAGACUCUUUCAGGUCUCGCAAGCGCACCGCGCCUCAAAACUCUGAUCGCAACGGAUUGUGAUAUACGAAACUUAGACGGCCUUGGCAGCUGUCCCAACCUGUGCAAGCUUGACGCGUGCAGCAACGAAUGUUUAGAGAGUACUCGCGGCCUUGCUGGUGCGCCAAGCCUCGAGAAACUUUUCGUGAACUGUUGCAAUGGACUGCGCAAUGUUGAAGGCCUUGCGAGCUGUCCGCUGCUUACGGAGCUCGACGUACAGUUUGACACUGAGUUAGAAGGAUUUGACGGACUCGCUGGUGCUCCGUCGCUUAGGACAAUCAAUGCGAAUGGAUGUGGGUUGCGCAGCGUAGAUGGGCUCAACCAGUGCCCACAACUCAGCGAGAUCGAUAUCUCCGAAAAUGGAGCCUUGGAGGACCUUAGCGGCCUUGCUGGGGCACCGCGUCUUGAGCGAAUUUAG
Messenger RNA from Leptomonas pyrrhocoris, 1077 nucleotides. RefSeq lists its product as hypothetical. Bases 1 to 1077 code for a protein of 358 amino acids. NCBI's taxonomy places the organism in Eukaryota, Euglenozoa, Kinetoplastea, Trypanosomatida, Trypanosomatidae. The transcript has a single exon. The record is from RefSeq and is a predicted model, not a curated record.